UCGCGCACUGCUGCCCUGACACUCAUGCAGUCACAUCAUAUAAUGACUGCAGGAAAUAUAACUCGCGCUCCGAUGCAUAACUGAUCAGACUGAUCGAUCAACACAAGAUCAAUGGAUCUGGAUCUGCGCGCGGAUGAAGCCGGUCUGAAACUCUGAACAUCAUGACAUACAGUAGUUAUAUAUAAGUUAUUAUUGAGCUCUGAUCCAGAUCUUGAAGAUCUUCGGUGACAUGAGGCUGAAUCAUGGCCAGAAACACUUCUCUUUACUUUCGCAUCGUCGAGGGACGAAACCUGCCUGCAAAAGACGUUUCUGGGACCAGUGAUCCGUACUGCAUCGUCAAAGUUGACAAUGAAGUCGUGGCCAGAACCGCCACCGUCUGGAAGAACCUAAACCCGUUCUGGGGCGAGGAAUACACCCUUCACCUGCCGAUGGGCUUCCAUACGCUCACGUUUUACGUCAUGGAUGAAGACAACAUCGGUCAUGAUGAUGUGAUUGGUAAAAUCUCCCUGAGUAAAGACGUGAUCGCCGCUCAACACAAAGGUUUCGAUAACUGGUUGAAUCUGACGCGAGUGGAUCCGGAUCAAGAGGUUCAGGGUGAGAUUCGUUUGGCUCUGGAGCUGCACAGAGACGCUCAGAGAAGCAGCCUGCACUGUCACGUCAUCGAGGCCCGUGAUUUGGCUCCACGUGAUAUUUCCGGUACCUCUGAUCCGUUCACCAGAAUCAUCUACAACAACCUCAGCGCUGAGACAUCGAUCAUAAAGAAGACGCGCUUCCCGCAUUGGGACGAGACGCUGGAGUUGAGUUUGGAUGAAGGUGAUGAUGAUGAUGAUGAUGAGGGUGGAAGCGUGACGGUGGAGGUCUGGGACUGGGACAUGGUGGGCAAGAACGACUUCCUGGGAAAGGUGGAGAUCCCUCUGUCAUGUCUGCACAGAUCUCCUCCGCUGCAGGGCUGGUUUCGUUUGCUGCCGCUGGGAAACACGGAGGACGACGCCAGCGGUGAGCUGGGUGCUCUGCGUCUGAAGGUGCGUUUGGCCGAGGACAGGAUUCUUCCGUCUGUGUGCUAUCAGCCUCUGAUCAAGCUGCUGGUGGAGGCCGUCAUCUCGCCGUCAAAGGUGGACGAGCCCUCGCCGCUGACUCUGCUGGAGGAGGUGACGACGGCGGAGAGCAGGCAAGACGUGGCCAUGACGCUGGUCAAGAUCUAUCUGGGUCAGGGUCUGGUCGUGCCAUUCCUGGACUACCUCAACACCAGAGAGGUCCACAGCACCACAGAUCCAAACACACUCUUCCGGUCCAACUCGCUGGCCUCCAAAGCUAUGGAGCAGUUCAUGAAGGCCGUCGGGAUGCUGUAUCUACACGAGGUUCUGAAGCCCAUCAUCAACCGCAUCUUUGAGGAAAGGAAAUACGUCGAGUUGGAUCCAUGCAAGAUAGACCUCAGCUGCUCCAGGCGUAUCUCGUUUAAAGGCUUGGCGUCGGAGGCUGAGGUCAGGGAGAGCAGCGUGGGGCUCCUGCAGACGUAUCUGAGCAGCAUCAUGGAGGCCAUCGUCAGCUCUGUCUCCCAGUGUCCUCCUGUGAUGAGAGUCGUCUUCAAACAGCUCCGUAAACGCGUGGAGGAACAGUUUCCAGAACCUGAGAACGAGGAUGUGAAGUAUUUGGCCAUCAGCGGCUUCUUCUUCCUGCGUCUGUUUGCUCCUGCGGUUCUGACGCCCAAACUCUUCCAUCUGAGAGAACAUCACGCAGACACCAGGACCAGCAGAACGCUGCUGCUGCUCGCUAAGGCUCUGCAGAGUGUGGGGAAUCUGGGCCUUCAGCUGGGUCAUGGGAAGGAGCAGUGGAUGACCCCUCUGCAUCCCAGCAUCCUUUGCAGCGUGGUGUCCGUCAAAGAUUUCCUGGACAAACUCAUAGACAUCGAUCACGACAACGUGUGUGAAGCUCCCCAGCGUGCCGUGUUUUUGCCGUCAGUCAUCGUGAAGGAAGGGUUUCUGCAGAAAUACAAAGCUAAAGGACCUCAGCUGCUCACACGCUUUGCUUUUAAGAAACUAUAUUUCUGGCUGAGUUCAGAGUCGCUGUCGUAUGCCAAGAGCCCCAGCUGGCAGGUACGCUCCUAUAUUUCCAUAGCGAGUGUGUGUGCGGUGGAGCGUGUGGAUGAACAUGCCUUUCAGCUCCAGAACGUCAUGCAGGUCAUUACACAGGACACAGAUGGAGAACUACACACCACAUACCUGCAGUGCAAGGUGACACGAAACACACACAGUAUACAGUAUCCGAUCACACACACAUACAGUAUCACAUCGCCUGAUACUCUCAGACAGACGCUCCAAGCAUCACAGUAACCACUAACAACUAUACUGACUCGAGGAAGAUCCUCCUUAUGAACAGUCAACAUUUACUGCUCUACUGAGUUCAGCGUUUACACAGUGACAAUGCAUCAUCCAAUCCAAUCCAAUGCACUGAAUAAUUUACCUGCUAUUGCAUGAAAUCAUGAAAUAUUCUGUUUAUUGUAUGCAUUUUGUAGUAAUAACUGGAAUAUAAUAUUAAACGUAAAAUGAUUUUACAUCAGUAAAAUAUGUGUUGAGAUUUAGUAAUGGUGGA
Molecule: messenger RNA, 2589 nt
Organism: Cyprinus carpio (common carp)
Lineage: Eukaryota; Metazoa; Chordata; Actinopteri; Cypriniformes; Cyprinidae
Product: rasGAP-activating-like protein 1
Exons: 17
Coding region: 243-2330 (695 amino acids)
Biological process (GO): regulation of GTPase activity; negative regulation of Ras protein signal transduction; cellular response to calcium ion
Molecular function (GO): GTPase activator activity
Source: RefSeq, a predicted model, not a curated record